Molecule: messenger RNA, 1968 nt
Organism: Scatophagus argus
Lineage: Eukaryota; Metazoa; Chordata; Actinopteri; Scatophagidae
Product: gamma-enolase-like
Exons: 13
Coding region: 154-1458 (434 amino acids)
Biological process (GO): glycolytic process
Cellular component (GO): phosphopyruvate hydratase complex
Molecular function (GO): phosphopyruvate hydratase activity; magnesium ion binding
Source: RefSeq, a predicted model, not a curated record
CUCCUCCUCCUCCCCCCUCAUCUCCUCCUGCUCUGUGUUUUCUCUCCAUCUCAUCUCUCCAUUGGUCCAUGGUCAUAUUUACUGGCUGAAACAGCACAGAAAAUUGAAGUGGCUUGCGAUCUGGAACAGGUUGACAGUAGAUCCAUAAAUAGGAUGUCCAUAGUCAAUAUUGUUGCCAGGGAGAUCCUGGACUCCAGGGGUAACCCAACUGUGGAAGUGGAUCUGCAUACUGACAAAGGUCUUUUCAGGGCUGCUGUGCCAAGCGGUGCAUCCACAGGAAUAUACGAGGCUCUGGAGCUUCGGGAUGGAGACAAGACUCGCUACAAGGGCAAAGGUGUCACCAAAGCUGUUAGUCACAUUAAUGACACCCUUGGACCCGCCCUUAUGCAGUCUGGGAUCAAUGUGCUGGAGCAGGAGAAACUGGACAACAUGAUGAUUGAAAUGGACGGCACUGACAACAAAUCUAAGUUUGGGGCCAAUUCUAUUCUUGGAGUAUCACUGGCCAUAUGUAAAGCUGGUGCAGCAGAGAAAGGUGUCCCCCUGUACCGUCACAUUGCUGAUCUGGCAGGAAACAGUGACUUGGUUCUUCCAGUUCCUGCCUUUAAUGUGAUCAACGGUGGCUCCCAUGCUGGUAACAGACUGGCUAUGCAGGAGUUCAUGGUACUUCCUGUGGGGGCGGAGUCUUUCCGCGAUGCUCUACGUAUGGGCGCAGAGCUCUACCAGACACUGAGAGGUGUGAUCAAGGAGAAAUAUGGUCAGGAUGCUACAAAUGUGGGAGAUGAGGGGGGAUUUGCCCCUAACAUACAAGAGAACAGUGAAGCCCUGGAGCUGAUAAAGACGGCCAUAGAGAAAGCUGGCUUCACAGACAAAGUGGUGAUAGGGAUGGAUGUUGCUGCUUCAGAGUUUUUCAUUGAGGGCAAGUAUGACCUGGACUUUAAGUCUCCACCUAAUGCUGCCCGCAACAUCAGCGCUGAUGAGCUGGCCAGCAUCUACCAGGGCUUCAUUAACAACUACCCAGUGGUGUCUAUUGAAGAUCCUUUUGACCAGGAUGACUGGCCUGCUUGGUCAAAAUUCACAGCCUCAGUGGGCAUCCAGGUGGUUGGAGAUGAUCUGACGGUCACUAACCCACGCAGGAUACAACAAGCCGUGGAGGAAAAGGCCUGCAACUGCCUGCUGCUUAAAGUCAACCAGAUUGGCUCUGUUACAGAGGCCAUCAAGGCGUGUAAGCUGGCCCAGGAGAACAACUGGGGUGUGAUGGUGAGCCACCGCUCAGGAGAAACAGAGGACACCUUUAUAGCAGACCUGGUGGUUGGUCUCUGCACUGGACAGAUCAAGACUGGAGCUCCCUGUCGAUCAGAACGUCUGGCCAAGUACAACCAGCUCAUGAGGAUUGAGGAGGAGUUGGGUGACCAGGCCCGCUUUGCCGGGCACAGCUUCCGCAACCCCAGUGCCCUCUGAGUGCCAGUGCCAUUAGCAGUGGCACAUAUGAAAGCACGUACAAAUCAUGUUGUGUCAUUUCCCCCAUGCAAACACCGUGAUUAAAUGAUAACAGAAAAAGUCUAAAAUGCACUUAAAAACAUCAACACUAAAUAGUUUUCAAAUAGCUAAAAUGCACAGAUAAUACGCAGUAGCCACAGUAUAGUGAUCAGCCACUUCAGCAGGUGAUUGACUUAAUUGACCACAGCCAGUCACAGCAAAGCCUGAAGGAAAAAGAUUUGUGUUUCACCUCUCAGCACACAAGCACCUCCCUUCAUGCACUUGUUAGUUACUUUCUCCUCGCUGAUCCUUCCGACUGUCUCCUUCUGACUAACUGCAGAUGUAUUUUGAUCUUUUGUGCCCUGUCGCCUCCUCCUCUAACUGUUGCUCAUGUUGGCUUUGACGUGAACACUCAGCAGCUAAACGCACAGUUGUAUUUGUUACUUUGUCUUGUGUGAGGUUGAGCAUAAUAAAGAAAUGGAUAUGUGUUAA